AUGGAUGCAGCUCGACUAGAGUCUGCGCUAGGACACAAACAGGAGUUGGCCCGCAAUUUCGAUCUCGUCAGCUUAACUAGCUUAGGGAUCAUCAUUGCCAAUUCAUGGGCAUCAACUGGCGGUACAAUUGUUGCAGCUCUGCAAAAUGGAGGACCAAUGGCAGUUCUCUACGGGCUCAUUCUCGUUAGCGUCUUUUACACACUGAUCUCUGCUUCUCUAUCCGAGCUCGCCUCAUCAAUGCCAUCUGCUGGAGGAGUCUACUACUGGUCAUCGGUAUUAAGUCAAAAGCAUGGACGAAUUGUCGGAUUCUUCACCGGCUAUCUCAAUGCCUGUGCCUGGCUUCUUUCUGCAUCGUCCAUCAGCUCAAUGAUGGGGAACGAGCUCGUGGCUAUGCAUAUGCUCCGGAGUCCUGGCCUGAAGUGGCAACCAUGGCAGGUUUUCAUCGUCUUCCAGUUAGUCAAUUGGAUCUGUUGCGGCAUAGUCUGCUUAGGGAAUCGGUUCAUCCCUCUGGUAAACCGAAUCGCCCUGCUACUUUCCAUGUGCGGGUUAGUCGUGACGGUUAUUAUCCUUGCAGUGAUGCCGACGAAACAUGCGAGCAAUUCUGAAGUAUGGACGAAAUUCCAAAACAAGGGACAAUGGACAGAUGGCAUUAGCUUCAUGACCGGACUACUGAAUGCAGCAUUCGCAGUAGGGGUCCCCGAUUGCAUAAGCCAUUUAUCAGAAGAAGUACCCAAACCCGAAACUAAAGUUCCCCAAGGCAUCAUGCUCCAGAUGCUCACAGCCUUCACCACAGCAUUCAUAUACCUAAUCGCGCUAUUCUACUCCAUCCAAGACCUCGACGCCGUCUUCAGCAGCGAAAUCGCAGUUUUUCCAACAGCCGAAAUCUACAAACAAGCCACCGGAUCCAGCGCAGGCGCAAUCGGAUUAAUCGCCGUCCUCUUCCUCGCCACCUUUCCAACUCUAAUCGGAACCUUGGUCACAGGUGGACGUAUGUGGUGGAGCCUUGCCAGGGACAAUGCAACCCCAUUCGCCUCUUAUUUCAGCAAAGUACACCCCAAACUCAACGCCCCUGUUCGUGCAACUGUGGCCGUGAGUACCAUGGUGACGUGUCUCGGCUGUAUAUACAUCGGGAGCACAACGGCGUUCCAAGCUUUGAUUUCCUCUUAUAUUGUGCUGAGCACGUUGUCCUACCUUGGGGCUAUUCUUCCGCAUGUCUUGACUGGAAGGAAGAAUAUCGUUCCUGGGCCUUUUUAUCUGGGGCGAUUUGGGUUUGUUGUUAAUGCUGUUGCUGUUGUGUAUAUUCUUGUGACUGUGGUUUUCUUUUGUUUCCCUCUUGUUCUUCCGGCUACGGCGCAUAAUAUGAACUAUACUAGUGUCAUUGUUGUAGGGUUGAUGGCUAUGACUGCGGUCUGGUGGGCCUUUCGGGGUAGGCGUGACUACAGGGGACCUCAAUAUAGCAUUGACGCUGCUCUGCGACUUAAUGGCGAAAUAAAUCGCCCUGUGGAGGAAAAGACUUAG
Aspergillus pseudotamarii is the source of this 1518-nucleotide messenger RNA. RefSeq names its product putative choline transport protein. The coding region runs from base 1 to 1518 and encodes 505 amino acids. NCBI's taxonomy places the organism in Eukaryota, Fungi, Ascomycota, Eurotiomycetes, Eurotiales, Aspergillaceae. Gene Ontology annotation, biological process: transmembrane transport. Gene Ontology annotation, cellular component: membrane. The transcript is spliced from 3 exons. The record is from RefSeq and is a predicted model, not a curated record. Gene Ontology annotation, molecular function: transmembrane transporter activity.